GCCAUAAAAAUUUCUGGACUGAUGCAAAAAGCACAUCUGGGUUUGGACCAACACCACGUGUCUGCUGCUGAACCGGGCCUCAGCUCCGAAAACAAACGCAGCUCAGGCUCAGGGCGACCGGACCGGACCGGACCGAACCGAACCGGACCGGGCCAAGCAGCCAGAACUGAACAUCUCAAACAGAAAAAAUAAAAAUUUCAGAAAUUAUGUUAAUGAGUUUGAAGCUCGGUUCUGAUUCUGUCCAGAAUCUGGUCCUUCUGCUCACAACGUUUCAGGAUCAGAGAGGAAGCAGAAAAUUCAGAAUUUAACCUUUGACCUCUUCAGUGUGGAACAGCUUUCAAUGAGGAGAAUCCAUCAAAAUCAGCCUCAUAAUAGUUCACAACACAAGUGAAGCUACUUAAAUUCUGUAGGAUCCAUUAAACAAAACUUGUUUGUAGUUCAUAACCAAUUCUAGUUCUUUGUGAUAUGCAAAUUUCAUCUGACAUUUUUAAGCUUUUAUAUCAUUCAUCCAAGACCCAGAUUUUAAAAUUUCAACAAAAGAGAAAUUUUUUUCACUGCACAGUUAACUCUGAUGCAAACGUUGUGCAGAGAAGACACGAUGCUGACCAGAUCCAGAGGUGGUGUCCAGUUCUCUGAGCUCAGAACCAUCUGGAUGGACCAUCAACCUCAGAACCUGGAUUAUGGAUGAAGACGCUGUGGCCAUUUUCCUCCAGACUGCAGAAAUCAGCUUCCAGACUGAGGAAGAGGAGGAAGAGGAAGGCCUGUCUGCUUCAGAUUCUGUUAGAGCUGCUUUGAUUUGUGACUGGAGGAACUGAUCCAAACUCAGGUCCAAGUCCAUCCUGGUUUUAUUGGAUCGGAGCAGGUUUGGUUAACCUGAUGCUGGUUUGGAAACAAACGUCAUUAAAUCAGAUUUUAUAGCAGCUUUCUGCAGAAACACUGGAGCUGCUUUAGGGAAACCAGACGGAUGACGAUCUGAACAUUACAGGGAAACACACACACACACACACACACACACACACACACACCUACACACACACACACACACACACACUGGGGGCUUCAACAACAGCAGCCCUUCAGUUUCUUUAUGUUCCGAGAGAAUUGGCCUAAAGCCCGGAUUCUGCUUCUCACUAAUUACGUGUCCAGGAGUUAAAUUGUAACAGUGACACAGAGACUACAGAACCAGAGCUGGAGGAAGCUAAAGUCUCCACUUCCUCUGAAAACUGUCAGAAUAAAAUGCAGCUAAAAAUGCUGCUAAAUAAACCAAAGAAAACCCAGACUGGAGAUAAACACACUCUAAUGGGAAUAUCAACAUGCUAAUAGGUCAACAUGCUAAUGAAAGCACAGAGAUUGAUGAUAGCAUUUAAGCUAACAUUAGUAUUUAGCUAAUAAAAGCUAAAUGGAGCAGUAAACAUGCUGGUGAUAGCUGUCAUGCUAACAUUAGCCUUAUUGUAAAAAUAAGAAUUUAGCUAUUUUUUAAUAUAAUAGCUAAGUUUAUCAUUCUGAAUGGAGGCAGUCAAUGUUAGCUAACAUGACAGUGAUAGCCCACAUGCUACUGAACAGUUCAGUUAAUUUUAGCUUAUAUGCUAAAGCUUUAGCAGGCCCCUUUUAAGUUUCUCUCCUAGCCAGUUAAAAUGCAAAACAUUUGAUCUCUUUCCAGUUGACUCAGCAGCAGGUUUUAAGUUGUACCAAACGUGUUCAGGGCACAACAGAUUUUGUAAUUUUCUAGUUCUUGGGCGCCAUGUGGCUUUCUGCCACCCUGGGCAACUGCCCAUAUGGCAUAUAUCAAAAACUGUCGCUGGUUCUGGUACAUUUAAAAACUCUGUUCCAAUAUGAACUUUAUUUUAUUUACUAAGUUAAAAUAAAUGAUUGAAAUGUAUUCAGAUAAAUUACAUCACUUUUAUUCAUACUGGUUGUUUCUUAGUGUAUUUUUUCUGUUUUGCUAAAUUUUCAUUUCCCUCUGUUAUUUUUGGAUUCCCCUUCAGAUUUUAUGAGCUUUUCUCUUCCUUGCAGCAGUUUUGCUCUUUUAUUUUGAAUCCUGUUCUCCCCUCUCUCUGCUGGUGACGCUGGGUCUCCAGGCGCCUCCUCCUCUUCAUCCUCCUCCUCCUCCCUCCAAACAUGGCGCCGGCUCGCUGCUGGGCUGCCUCCCCGACCGACGACGCAGAAAAGCAGAGAAAGAAGCGCAGAAGCAGCGGGUAGAAACUUCCCUUUAACGUUUUUAGAACCUGUUUUUAACUUUCUCCGGCGGCGCUCCGGCUGUUUGGAGAGAUCCACGCCAGACUUUUACGCACAGCCUGCUUGUUUGGAAACGUUUGCGCGUCAGGCUGUGUGCGUAACGGGGAUCUCACCUGUCCGACGAAGGUAGAUUUCACUCCGCUUGUUGUAGGAUGUGAAUCUCCCUGAUUUCCCCUGGUUGCGGAGCGCAGAGACGGACAUCUGCGGGGAAAACAUGCGCAGCCCUGUAAGGAGCAGCACCGCAGGCGCAGCUGAGGACUGAGACUUUCCACGGAGGAAAAACAAGUUUUCCACUCUUCAGGAUGGAUGGAGAACAUUCUGCUCUGUCAGGAGUUGAGAGGGAAAGAGAGAGGCUUCCACCCAUCUACACCAGCUCUCCUCCUGUUUUGGGACGAGGACCCAAGCAGCCGUUUCCAUCUCUGGGAACCUUCAUCUCCACGCUCAGCCAGAGGAGAGACGCAGGAGGGCGGGGCUUCGCCAUCGGCAUCGGGGGCCCGCUGACCGGCCCGCUGGGGAUCAGGCACACCGUCAGGGAGCUGCCUCCCAUCUGCAGCAACGUCCGGCAGAAGCAGCGGCUCUCCAUCGACACGCUGCCUCAGGAAGUCAAAGCUCCGUUCCCCUGCGACCCCGUCAUCCCCCUCCGGACCAAAACCACCAAGGAGUUCCAGGAGGACGUGGAGCGAGCCGCCCAAUCAGGUGACUGGAGGGAAGUCAGAGAGUUUUACCUGACGACCUUCGACUCCUUCGUAGAAAUCAACGCCGCCUUCAAGCGGGAGGCCAACGGAUUGUUCAACACUAUCGAGGACUCAGGAGUCAACGGCAAGUUCGUCAGCGCGGUUUACGACUCGCUGCUCAGCACACCUCAGGACAUCCAGAAGUUGGUCUUGAAAGGAAUCAUCAACAGCCUGCUGAGAGAGUGGAAAGGGCCUCGGACAAAAGACGACCUGCGGGCGUAUUUCGUUCUGAUCCAGGUGAGACUCAAACACAUCAGCUUGUUUCUGACAGGCAGGUUAAACGUCCAGCAUGACGGAGCCGAUCAGAGAGAAACUGCUGAGUCAUGGGGAACCAGAGACUCACGUUGCUAUGGUGAUUCCCGCCUUUUCUUGGGAGCUGUGCAUUUUUUGUCAGAAUAUGUAGAAAGUUUUCUAACAUCUGUAAUGGAAACACAUCGAGUGUCUGAAAGUCGACAGAAAUACGGACGCAGUGAAACUGUGACAGAAACUUUAAACAUCAGAGUUCAGGUUCAGAGUCAUUGUCACAAUCUGAGCUGCAUAGUAUGAGGCAAAUAUUACAAUAAUAUCGCAAAUUCAAACUGUGAAUGUUCAAAAUGCUAAUCCAGUCGGAUGAAGUCCGACUUUAAGCUUUCGAUGUUUCUGCUGGAAGGUCUGGCUGAGCUGUUCUCGUUAAAAUCUUUGACGGUUUGAAGGU
Poecilia latipinna (sailfin molly) is the source of this 3663-nucleotide messenger RNA. Its product is annotated as probable E3 ubiquitin-protein ligase HECTD2. The coding region runs from base 2538 to 3515 and encodes 325 amino acids. The transcript is spliced from 7 exons. NCBI's taxonomy places the organism in Eukaryota, Metazoa, Chordata, Actinopteri, Cyprinodontiformes, Poeciliidae. The record is from RefSeq and is a predicted model, not a curated record.